Molecule: messenger RNA, 1167 nt
Organism: Verticillium nonalfalfae
Lineage: Eukaryota; Fungi; Ascomycota; Sordariomycetes; Glomerellales; Plectosphaerellaceae
Exons: 4
Coding region: 1-1167 (388 amino acids)
Molecular function (GO): starch binding
Source: RefSeq, a predicted model, not a curated record
AUGAAGACCACCACCGCCCUCACCCUCCUGAGCUUGGCCUCCUCCGUCCUUGGCCAUGGAUACCUGACCAUCCCCAAGAGUCGCACUCGUCUGGGCGCCGAGGCUGGACUUGAUUCUUGCCCGGAGUGCAACAUUCGUGAGCCUGUCGAGGCCUGGCCCAACGUCACCCAGGCCACUGUUGGACGCAGCGGCCCUUGCGGCUACAAUGCCCGAGUCUCGAUCGACUACAACCAGCCCAAGACCAACUGGGGCAACAGUCCCGUGGUGACUUACACCGCUGGCCAGACUGUCGAUGUUGAGUGGUGUGUCGAUGCGAACGGCGAUCACGGUGGCAUGUUCAGCUACCGUAUCUGCCAGGACCAAGCCCUGGUCAACAAGUUCAUCACUCCUGGAUACCUCCCCACCGAAGCUGAGAAGGAGGCUGCCGAGCAGUGCUUCCAGCGCGGCACCCUUCCUUGCACUGAUGUCACCGGCCAGAGCUGCGGCUUCAACCCUGACUGCCAGCCGGGCCAGCCUUGCUGGCGCAACGACUGGUUCACUUGCAACGCCUUCCAGGCCAGCAACCGCCGCGCCUGCCAGGGUGUUGAUGGCGCUGCCCUCGGCUCUUGCUACACUUCGAUCGCCGGUGGAUACAAGGUGUCCAAGAAGAUCAAGAUUCCCAACUACAACUCUGCUCACACCCUGCUCUCCUUCCGCUGGAACUCGUUCCAGACUGGACAGGUCUACCUCACCUGCGCUGAUAUCGCGAUCAACGGUGGCAGCAACAACAACCCUACCACUGCUGUCGCCCCUACAACUCUCCGCACCACCACCACUGCUGCUGCUGCCACCACCACUGGUGCCUGCACCCCUGCUGCCAACGUUGCCGUGACCUUCAACACCCUGGCAACCACUGUCGUGGGCCAGACCAUCAAGCUUGCUGGCUCCAUCUCUCAGCUGGGUAGCUGGACCCCCGCCUCCGCUCCCGCCUUGUCCGCCUCCGGCUACACUACCUCCCGUCCCCUCUGGACCUACACCGUGACGCUGCCCGCCGGCACCACCUUCCAGUACAAGUUCAUCAACGUCCAGUCUGACGGAUCCGUCCGCUGGGAGAGCGACCCCAACCGCUCGUACACCGUUCCCACCGGUUGCGCCUCGGCCGUCACCGUCGACGGCACCUGGCGUUAA